Molecule: messenger RNA, 516 nt
Organism: Triplophysa dalaica
Lineage: Eukaryota; Metazoa; Chordata; Actinopteri; Cypriniformes; Nemacheilidae
Gene: atp5mj
Product: ATP synthase membrane subunit j
Exons: 4
Coding region: 100-258 (52 amino acids)
Cellular component (GO): mitochondrion
Source: RefSeq, a predicted model, not a curated record
AAACGGAAGCCUUUAAACAUCUUCCGUUGUGUCUCCAAUACCAAGCUAAGCGAAGAACAGUGACCUUCUCCGAGUAUUCCAGCGCAGUUACUUUCUAAGAUGGCAGGUGGUGCAUUCGCUGGCUGGUGGACAAAGGUGGCCCCUUAUUACACCAGGGCAUACCAGGAGAUGUGGGUUGGUGUAGGAAUCAUGACCUUUAUGUACUACAAACUUUCAUAUGGAGGAAAGAAAGCAGUGCAGUCAAAGCCUUCCCAUUGAUUGGACCACUGGGCAAGAGUGUCAUUCCCCAUGCCUCCUCUGUAAAUCUUCCCCAGAAGAACUUCAUCUGGAUAUCUGUAUUUUGUUUUAUGGAAAGAAUAAAACGCUUGAAUGGAUCACCCUAUGGAUAAUUCACUCUCUUGUAGUCUUUCAGUCUGUCAUGCAGGAAAUACCAUCGACACGGGUUAACACCUGUGAUACCUAAUAUCAUAAAACAUGAAACAGUUUAACUUAUGAAAAUAAAAUGUUAAAACAAGA